This is a messenger RNA of Aspergillus steynii IBT 23096, 1756 nucleotides long. RefSeq names its product putative plasma membrane SNARE protein (Sec9). The record is from RefSeq and is a predicted model, not a curated record. Gene Ontology annotation, biological process: vesicle fusion; exocytosis. The transcript is spliced from 2 exons. Gene Ontology annotation, molecular function: SNAP receptor activity; syntaxin binding. Gene Ontology annotation, cellular component: SNARE complex; plasma membrane. Lineage: Eukaryota; Fungi; Ascomycota; Eurotiomycetes; Eurotiales; Aspergillaceae. Bases 137 to 1396 code for a protein of 419 amino acids.
CUUUCUCACUCUCUCCUUUUCCCCCUUUUGUUGUCAAUUCUCUCCCGUCUCUCGAAGCCCUUCUUUUCUAUUUCCUCUUCUUAUCUGCUUCUAUAAUACCCUUGUUCUAGACCCACACCCUCAGCUGAACUCCACGAUGGGCAGAUUCGGCCUUAAGAAGUCCGACGACGACGACUCCUCUAACCGCCGGGCACUCUUCGGCGGGCGCAAGAAGAAGGAAGAGCCCCCCGCCAACCCCUACGCGAAGCCCAUUCCCACCGAUCCCUACACCAAAGCGAAGAUCACGGCUGGUGUGGCCCCCUUGUCCGCAGGAGAUAUCGGCGCACCCAGCGCCUCUUCGGGCCCCCACGGUAUCCCCGCCGAUAACAAAUACCAGGGCGGUGGAUACGCACCGAACCAGUUCAACAACACGGGAGGCUACGGUGGCGAUCGAUUCGGCGGCGGUGGUGCCGGCCCUGCAGCUGGAGCUUCUCGAUAUGGCCCCGGUGGCUACGGAGGUUUAGGCAGCGCCGAUCCCAAUGACCCCGCCGCGGGGGAUUCCAACCGCGAUGCCCUGUUCGGCGGUGCCAGAGAACGGGCAGAGCAGCAACCAGCGGGUGGUGCACCCCCGCCGCCAUACACUGAGGGGUCCCCCGCGUACGGCGGCGGCAGCAAUGCGUACAACACGUCGACGUAUCAGGAGCGGCAGUUGACGGCGGAAGAGGAAGAGGAGGAGGAGAUCGGCACGAUCAAGCAGGACAUCCGAUUCAUCAAGCAGGGCGAUGUGGCGUCUACUCGUAACGCGCUCCGGAUUGCGGCGCAGGCCGAAGAGACCGGUCGCGAGACGCUGGCCCGUCUAGGAGCUCAAGGCGAGCGCAUCCACGAUACCGAGAAGCACCUGGACAUUGCCAAGAUCGAGGGCCGUGUGGCCGAGGAGAAGGCUCGCGAGUUGAAGACGCUGAACAAGAGUAUGUUCGCGGUGCACGUGUCCAACCCGUUCACCAGCGGCCGGCGACGACGGGAGCGCGACGAGAAGGUUCUGAACACGCACCGCGAAGAACGAGCCGCCCGCGAAGGCACUCGGCAAGAAGCCUUCGGCACCAACCAGCGCAUGGAGCGGACGUUCCGCGACAUCGAGCGCGACGCCGGCAAGCCGGGCCGAGGCGGUCGCACCAACGUCACGGACCGGGCCAAGUACCAGUUCGAGGCGGACAGCGAGGAUGAGGGCAUGGAGAACGAGAUCGAGCAGAACUUGGAUCUGCUGGGAGGCGCGGCAGGCCGAUUGAACGGGCUGGCCAAGGCGACGGGACGCGAGCUGGACGAGCAGAACCGACACUUGGAGCGUAUCACCGGCAAGAGCGACUACGUCAGCGACCAGGUUGCCAUGAACCGGGCGAAACUGGAUCGGAUUCGUUAAGGGGGAUGGGAGAUGCUGGACUGCCCGGAGCCGUCAAACCCUGUCUUACAUGUGCAUAAUAAUGUUGCUUACUUGGUUCUACAUGGCGUUGCGGACUGUUUUUCAUUUUGCUAGGGAUCUGCCGGUAGAAAAGGGCUCGAUUUAAUCCACGCAAGAGAACCUUGCCAUUUCGUAUCUCCUUCUGGUCGCAUAGAAUCCACCCUCUACAGCCGAUACCGAAAGCCCACCGUCUUCCAAUCCGUCACAUCCUCAUAAUCCUCCGGCCUCAACUCCACCGAAUGCACCAACUCCGACACGUCCUGUCGCGGCUGCUCACUCUCCUGCUGCGCUUUUCCCACCGUCACUACGCCUGCCAGCCCG